GCAAAACUGCUACGCUAGUUCCGUUUACCUGACAUCCAUCUGACAGAGAGCGGAGCUCGUAGCCUUCUCAGUACUGAUGGUGAAUAGCUACUGUUGCGUUAACAGGCGGAGGAGCAGAAGCCGCAGAAGGAGAGUCAGCAGUGCUAGAGGAGCGGUAGUUUGGGGAUCAGCUUUUGAAUUUAUCAAUCUUACUCUUAUCAACGGAGCACCCUAAAAAGAUAUAGAAGGGAAGGGAAAAAUAAGGAAAGAUGGCGGCCGCGGCCUCGCCGGGCUCCUGCUCGUCUACCUCCUCAGACUGGAUUGUACUGAGAGACGGUUGCCUGCGUUGCGACGAGGAGGGCCUGCGAAGCCUUUCCUAUCACCCGGCCCUGAAUGCUAUUCUGGCCGUCACUAGCCGGGGCAGUAUCAAAGUCAUCGAUGGCACGUCAGGCGCCAUUCUACAGGCCUCGGCUAUGCAUGCUAAACCAGGGGGCCGCGUCAGGUGUCAGUACUUCCCGUCUGUGGACAAGGUCCUGUUUGUGGAUGACUAUGCGGUCGGCUGCAGGAAGGACCUCAAUGGCAUCCUGCUGCUGGACACGGCCCUGCAGGCCCCUGUGGCCAAACCUGAGGACAUGGUCCAGCUGGAGCUGCCCGUCACUGAGGCCCAGCAAAUGUUAUCAGCCUGUCAGGAGAAGGUGGACGUGUCCAACACAGAAGGCUACGACCUGUUCAUCACCCAGCUCAAAGAAGGACUCAAGAAUACCUCGCACGAGACGGCAGCCAACCACAAAGUGGCCAAGUGGGCAACGGUGACGUUCCAUCUCCCCCACCAUGUGCUGAAGCUGGUGGCCAGCGCCAUCGUCAACGAGCUGAAGAAGAUCAACCAGAACGUGGCGGCCUUGUCCGUAGGCUCGUCCAUCAUGGACCGGCUCUCCUACCUCUUACCCAGCGCUCGUCCUGAGCUGGGGGUGGGGCCUGGCCGCUCUGUGGACAGGUCAUUGAUGUACAGCGAGGCCAACAGGAGGGAGACGUUCAUGUCGUGGCCCCAUGCUGGGUACAGGUGGGCACAGCCUGACCCCAUGGCCCAGGCAGGAUUCUACCACCAGCCUGCCUCCACAGGUGACGACAGGGCCAUGUGCUUCACCUGCAGCGUGUGUCUGGUCUGCUGGGAGCCCACCGAUGAACCAUGGUCCGAGCACGAGCGUCACUCCCCCAACUGCCCGUUUGUGAAGGGCGAGCACACCCAGAACGUGCCCCUGUCCGUGACGCUGGCCACCAGCCCCGCCCAGUUCCCCAGCCCGGACGGCUCGGACAAGAUCGCCUGCUACGGCUUCGGCAGCUGCCCCCACUUCCUGGCCGCGGCCACCAAGAGGGGCAAGAUCUGCAUCUGGGACGUCUCCAAGAUGAUGAAGGUGCAUCUGAAGUUUGAGAUCAACCCGUACGACCCGGCCAUCCUGCGCCAGCUCAUCCUGUCCGGGAGCGAGCAGCCCAGCCUGGGGUCAGAGGCCAGGAGGCCCCUCCUGGCCUGGCUGGAGGAGGAGUCCAGCUGCUCCGACAUCCCCAAGCUCGAGGGAGACAGUGACGAUCAGUUGGAGGACUCAGACAGCGAGGAGCAUUCCAGAUCAGAGUCGGUGACCGGCCAGCCGUCCCAGAGGGAGAGCAUGGAGGUGAGCCUGGGCGUGACGGCGCUCAGCGUGCUGCAGCAGCCAGACAAGCUCCAGUGGGAGGUGGUGGCCAGCGUGCUGGAGGACACGGUCAAGGACCUGGAGGAGCUGGGCCAGAACCCCUCCCUGGCCCAGGCCAAGGCCCAAGACAAGGCCAAGGACAAGCCCACGGAGCACCACAACAUUCCCUUCCCCUGCCUCCUGGCCGGAGGCCUGCUCAGCUACCGCUCGGCAGCCGGCACCCCCCUGGCCGGCCCGCCCCCCGCCCCCUCCCGCCGCGCCAUGGACGGCCCCCUCAGGACUCAGGGCCUCGAGCUCGCGCACGCCGGCCCCGACCAGGGCCCCAUGGAGAUAGACACCUGUAACCUCCCCAGCGCCCCCCCGGACCUGGACUCCCCCACCCUGGCCGGCCCCCUCCCCGUCCCCCUCCCGGCCCCGGCGCCGGCCGUGCGCAGGACUAUGCCCGUGCUGCUGCUGUACAGCAUCAAGGAGGCGGACGACAAGUCCUCCGGCAAGGUGUUCGCCCAGAUGAACAACCUGAUGAGCAAAGGGCUCCACGAGGAGGGCUUCACCGUGCCCCAGAUCAUCGAGAUGGAGUUCGACACCCACGAGCAGCUCCUCCUGCAGGACCCGCCCAUCACCUACAUCCAGCAGUUCGCCGACGCCGCCGCCGCCAACCUGGCGUCCCUGGACGCCGCCGACAAGUGGGGCUCGCUGGCGCCGCGCCCCGGCGCCCUGGUCCAGUGCCUGCGGCUGCCCCGGCAGCUGGAGGAGGAGAACCUCUACGUGGACUCGGUCACGCCGUGCUGCGACGGCGCGCACCUGCUGGUGGUGCUGCAGCCGUGCGGCGUGGAGUCGCUGAGCGCCAUCAACCAGGUGGAGGCGCUCAACAACCUCAACCGCCUCCACUCCGCCCUCUGCAGCCGGGGCAAGGGGGAGCUCCACCCCCUGCCCACGCUCGCCAACGGCCUCGAGGCCCACCCGGCUGCCUCGCCGCCGCAGACCCCGCUCAUCCUGCCCCCGCCCGACCAGCAGCAGCAGCAGCACCAGUCCAGAUCUAUAGGAGGGCUGGGGGGUGGGGGCUACCUGGCCCUCUACAAGCUCAACUACUCCACCCGCGUGGUCACGCUGGAGGAGGAGCCCGUCAAGGUGCAGCACAUUCGGGACUCUCGCGACGCCGUCACCUCCCUCAUCCUGCUCCCGCCGGACGUGCUGGACGGGAGGGAGGACGACAGCGAAGAGAGCCCAGAGGAGGGGCCUCAGUGCGGGCUUAAAAACGGCACAGGGACGGGGUCCUGCUCCGGGACUGGAUGUGGCGGCGGCGGCGGGGGCGGCGGAGGCACGGCCGGAGCCGCUUUCGGUGCCAAGGAGAAGCAGAGGCCUGACGUGACGGGACUGGGCCACCUGGUGGUGACCACGCAGGCUGGGUACAUCAUGAUCUUGGACCUGUGCACGCUUGAGGUCCUGGCUAAAGCGGAGCCCCCCAAGAAGGAGGGCUCCGCCGAGGAGACGGACCCCUUUGUCUCGGUCACCUACUGCUCCGGGACGGACCGCCUGUGCGCCUGCACGAAAGGUGGAGAACUUCAUUUCCUUCAAAUUGGAGGUGUGUGUGACGAUAUAGAUGACGGCGACAUUUUCGUCGACGGCCCCCUUUCUAAAGGGGUGGAACAGCUUCUGGAGGGAACCAAGCCCUCCUCCAAUCCCUCAAGUCCAGGGAUCACAGGAGUUGACCUCCUGGUGGACCAAGCGCUGGCCCCGGAGAGUCUGACGUCGCUGGUGGAGCUGACACGCUUCGAGACGCUGACACCGCGCUUCUCGGCCACGGUGCCGCCGUGCUGGGUGGAGGUGCAGCAGGAGCAGCAGCAGCGACGCCACCCUCAGCACCUGCACCAGCAGCACCACGGCGACGCCGCCCAGCACACGCGCACCUGGAAGCUGCAGACCGACAGCUCCAGCUGGGACGAGCACGUGUUUGAGCUGGUGCUCCCCAAGGCCUGCAUGGUGGGCCACGUGGACUUCAAGUUCGUCAUGAAUGCCAACAUCACUAACAUUCCUCAGAUCCAGGUCACCCUGCUCAAGAACAAAGCCCCAGGGCUGGGCAAGGUCAACGAGACGGCCGUUGACAGACAGAUCUCCUUCCCCCUAUCCCACGUCCUCCACGCCAAUGGCGAAAGGAACGGCCAGCCCCUCCUGCACGACUUUGCCGAGGACAUCCAGUUCAUGGACAUCGAGGAGACACCAGGGUCCAGGCUGUGCACUUUCUUAGAGGACCAUAAGGAGGACAUCCUGUGUGGGCCUGUGUGGUUGGCCAGUGGGCUGGACCUAUCAGGACACGCCGGCAUGCUUAGCCUCACCAGCCCCAAACUAGUCAAAGGCAUGGCGGGGGGGAAGUACCGCUCCUUCCUGGUGCACAUCAAGACGGUGAGCGACAAGGGCAUGGAGGACAGCCCGCGGCCCGUGGUGCGCAUGCCCGCCGCCAAGCCCCAGAGCACCAAGGCCCACUCCCUGUCCACCCUGCUGCAGAGGGCACAGGCCUCCAAGGAAAAGGCCUCCACUUCCAAAGCUGACCCGCCCACCUCAUCCAAGAAGCCUGACAACCUCCGAGGCUGCGACCUGCUCCAGGAGGUGUCCGUCACAAUCAGAAGGUUCAAGAAGACCUCCAUACCCAAAGAGAGAGUCCAGCGCUGUGCCAUGUUGCAGUUCCUGGACUUCCAUGAGAAGCUGCUGAGUGGCCUGUGCAAGCGGGCGGAGGAGGGGCCGGGCACGGAGCACGCCCAGAGCCUCACAUCCUGGACAUCCUGUGCUGGCUGGCGGGGGGUCUACUCUAACGGACCCUGCAGCCUGAGAGAAGGGAAAGACGGUUUGUUGACGAAAACAAGGAAGAGACUCACAGACAUCGUGCGCGUCUGCUUCUUUGAGGCUGGAAGGAGCAUAGCCCACAAAUGCGCCCGCUUUCUUGCACUUUGUAUUAGCAAUGGGAAAGGAGACCCGAGUCAGCAGGGUUUUGGCAUGGGUCUGCUGAAGGCCCUGCUGGACAAUAUGCCUUACUUGCCUGCAGCAGCGACAGGUGGGUCAGUGUUUUGGUACUUUGUGCUGCUGAACUACGUGAAGGAUGAAGACCUGGCGGGCUGCAGCACGGCCUGCGCCUCUCUCCUCACCGCCGUCUCCCGGCAACUUCAGGACCGCCUCACCCCCCUGGAGGCCCUGCUGCAGACCAGAUAUGGCCUGUACAGUUCCCCGUUUGACCCUGUGCUGUUUGACCUGGAGGUCAGCGGCUCCUCCUGUAAGAAUGCCUUCAACAGCAGCAUCGGGGUCCAAUCUGACGAGAUCGACCUGUCCGACAUCCUCUCAGGGAACGGCAAGGUGAGCAGCUGUACGGCGGCCGAGGGCAGCUUCACAGCCCUGACGGGCCUGCUGGAGGUGGAGCCUCUCCACUUCAGCUGCAUCUCCACCAGCGACGGCACCAGGGUGGAGAGGGACGACGCCAGCAUGUUCACAGUGAGCACGUUCGGGGUGACCCCAGCGGUCGGAGGCCUGUCGGCGGGCACGGUGGGCGAGGCGUCGACGGCGCUGAGCUCGGCGGCGCAGGUGGCGCUGCAGUCGCUCUCCCACGCCAUGGUGUCUGCAGAGCAGCAGCUGCAGGUGCUGCAGGAGAAACAGCAGCAGCUGCUCAAGCUGCAACAGCAGAAGGCCAAGCUGGAGGCAAAGCUGCACCAGACCACAUCAGCAGCGGCCGCCGCCGCCUCCGGCGUGGGCCCCAUCCACAACUCGGUGUCAUCCAACCCCUCGUCGGCGCCCGGCUUCUUCAUCCACCCCUCCGACGUCAUCCCGCCGACGCCCAAGACCACGCCCCUCUUCAUGACCCCGCCCCUCACCCCGCCCAACGAGGCGGUGUCGGCGGCGUUCAGCGCCGAGCUGGCCCACCUGUUCCCCGGCUCCAUGAUCGACCCUCCGCCCGUCAACCUGGCCGCGCACAAGAACAGCCAGAAAGCCAAACCGAACCCCAUGGGCAGUGGUUUGGCGCUGGCCAUCUCCCAGGCCUCGCACUUCCUCCAGCCUCCCCCACACCAGUCCAUCAUCAUCGAGCGCAUGCACUCUGGAGCACGUCGGUUUGUGACCCUGGACUUCGGCCGCCCCGUUCUGCUAACCGACGCCCUGAUCCCCACCUGCGGCGACCUGGCCUCCCUGUCCAUCGACAUCUGGACGCUGGGCGAGGAGGUGGACGGCCGCCGGCUGGUGGUGGCCACGGACAUCAGCACCCACUCCCUCAUCCUGCACGACCUGCUGCCGCCCCCCGUCUGCAGGUUCAUGAAGAUCACUGUGAUUGGACGCUACGGCAGCACCAACGCCCGGGCCAAGAUCCCGCUGGGCUUCUACUACGGCCACACCUACAUCCUGCCCUGGGAGAGCGAGCUGAAGCUGAUGCACGACCCGCUGAGGGGAGAGAGCGACGCGGCCAGCCAGCCGGACGUGGACCAGCACCUGGCCAUGAUGGUGGCCCUGCAGGAGGACAUCCAGUGCAGGUACAACCUGGCGUGCCACCGCCUGGAGACCCUCCUGCAGAACAUCGACCUGCCGCCCCUCAACAGCGCCAACAACGCCCAGUACUUCCUGCGCAAGCCCGACAAGGCGGUGGAGGAGGACUCGCGCGUCUUCUCCGCCUACCAGGACUGCAUCCAGCUGCAGCUGCAGCUCAACCUGGCGCACCACGCCGUCCAGAGGCUGCGUGUGUCCCUGGGGGUGGGCCGCAUGCUGCUGCCCGAGCCCUACGACCCGCGCCAGCUCAUCCACAACUCGUCCACCGAGCAGCUGCGCACCAUCAUCCGCUACCUGCUGGACACGCUGCUCAGCCUCCUGCACUCGUCCAAUGGCCACUCUGUGCCCUCGGUGCUCCAGAGCACGUUCCACGCCCAGGCCUGCGAGGAGCUCUUCAAGCACCUGUGCAUCAGCGGCACGCCCAAGAUCCGUCUGCACGCCGGCCUGCUGCUGGUGCAGCUGUGCGGGGGCGAGCGCUGGUGGGGCCAGUUCCUCUCCAACGUGCUGCAGGAGCUCUACAACUCGGAGCAGCUGCUCAUCUUCCCCCAGGACAGGGUGUUCAUGCUCCUGUCCUGCAUCGGCCAGAGGUCCCUGAGUAACAGUGGGGUGCUGGAGGGCCUCCUCAACCUGCUGGACAGCCUGCUGUCCCCGCUGCAGCAGCCCCUGGCGGCCGCCCAGCGCAGAACCGAAGGCGUGCUGGACAUCCCCAUGAUCAGCUGGGUGGUGAUGCUGGUGUCUCGGCUGCUGGACUACGUGGCCAGCGUGGAGGACGAGGCCUCGGCAGGGAAGAAGCACCUGGGGGGGAAGGACCGAGAGAGGACCUUCACAGGGAACCAGUGGAGCUUCAUCAACAACAGUCUCCAGUCCCAGAGCUCCAGCAGGUCCACCAAGGGCAACAGCAGUCUGGACCGCCUCUACUCGCGCAAGAUCCGCAAGCAGCUGGUCCACCACAAACAGCAGUUAAAUCUAUUGAAAGCGAAACAGAAAGCUCUGGUGGAGCAGAUCGAGAAGGAGAAGAUCCAGAGCAACAAGGGCUCGUCCUACAAGCUGCUGGUGGAGCAGGCCAAGCUCAAGCAGGCCACAUCCAAGCACUUCAAGGACCUGAUCCGGCUCCGGCGCACGGCCGAGUGGCCCCGCUCCACCCUGGACACGGAGGCCACGGCCGCCAAGGAGGCCCCCGAGGUGGAGCCCCUCCCCUUCACGCUGGCCCACGAGCGCUGCAUCUCUGUGGUGCAGAAGCUGGCCCUCUUCCUGCUCUCCAUGGACUUCACCUGCCACGCCGACCUGCUGCUCUUCGUCUGCAAGGUCUUGGCCAGGAUAGCCAACGCCACGCGGCCCACCAUCCACCUGUGCGAGGUGGUGUCCGAGCAGCAGCUGGAGCGCCUGCUGCUCCUGCUGGUGGGGACCGACUUCAACAGGGGGGACAUCUCCUGGGGGGGCGCCUGGGCCCAGUACUCCCUCACCUGCAUGCUGCAGGACAUCCUGGCAGGGGAGCUGCUGUCGCCAGGCUCUCUGGAGGGGAUGGAUGAGGGGGCGGUGGGCGAGGAGGCGGGGGCCUCGUCGUCCUCGGCGGGGGCUGACUCGGACGACGCCAUGCCCCAGCCCCAGGCCGUCCCCCUGGUGGAGACCAUGGACGAUGCCCUGGGGCCCGAUAUCAUCGCAGGUGCUCCACCUCUGUCAUCUUUGGAAAAAGAUAAAGACAUAGACUUUGACUUGCUACAAGACCUCAUGGAUGUUGAUAUUGAUCCUUUAGAUAUUGAUUUGGAAAAAGAUCCGCUCGCCGCCAAAGUCUUUAAGCCUAUCAGCAGCACCUGGUACGACUACUGGGGCGCUGACUACGGUACGUACGGUUACAACCCCUACAUCGGGGGGGUGGGGAUCCCCGUGUCCAAGCCGCCGGCCGCUGCAGAGAAGCCCGGCUCCCAGAGUCUCUCCGUGUCCGUGUCUCAAGCGUUGGACGCCCGUCUGGAGGUGGGUCUGGAACAGCAGGCUGAGCUCAUGCUGAAGAUGAUGGCCACGCUGGAGGCCGACUCCAUCUUACAGGCGCUCACGUCCAACUCCCCUGCAGUUUCCCAGGCCUCCAACGGAACAGAUGAUUCCUUGUUGCGGGGGCUCCACGGCUCCCCCCCGGCCAGCUGCCUGAUGGUGCAGGCCUCGUCCAUCCCCAUGCUGAGCGCCUGCUUCAACAAGCUGUUCUCCAUGCUGCAGGUGCAUCACGUCCAGCUGGAGUCUCUGCUGCAGCUGUGGCUCACCCUCAGCCUCAACUCCUGCUCCGGGGGCAGCGAGGAGAGCGGCUCCGACAUCUUCUUGUUCAACGCCAGCAGAGUGCCCACCAUUCCGCUCAACCAAGCUUCCAUCAGCAGUUUCCUGACGGUGCUGGCCUGGUACCCCAACACCUCCCUGAGGACCUGGUGUCUGGUGCUGCACUCCCUCACCCUCAUGACCAACAUGCCUACAUGUGCCGCCAGCAACGGCAUGGCCAGCGUCCACGAGAGCACGGCCCAGCAGAUGGUGUCGGACUCCACGCUGGUGCACGUCCUGGUGCGCUUCCUGUCGGGCAGCAACCCCCACGGCACCAGCCAGCACAGCUCCCAGGUGGGGCCCACGGCCACGCAGGCCAUGCAGGAGUUCCUCACCCGCCUCCAGGUGCACCUCUCCUCCACCUGCCCCCACAUGUUCAGCGAGUUCCUGCUCAAGCUCAUGCACAUCCUGUCCACAGAGAGGGGGCCCUUCCAGUCCGGCCAGGGUCCUCUGGACGCCCAGGUCAAGCUCCUGGAGUUCACCCUGGAGCAGAACUUCGAGGUGGUGUCCGUCAGCACCAUCUCCUCCGUCAUCGAGUCCAUCACCUUCCUGGUGCACCACUACAUCACCUGCUCCGACAAGGUGGUGUCGCGCAGCGGCUCCGACAGCACGGUGGGCGCCCGCGCCUGCUUCGGGGGCCUCUUCGCCAACAUCAUCCGCCCGGGCGACGCCAAGGCCGUGUGCGGCGAGACCACUCGGGACCAGCUGAUGUUCGACCUCCUCAAGCUGGUCAACGCCCUGGUGCAGCUGCCUCUGUCGGGCGACCGGGAGUUCAGCGGGCGCCUGCCACCGCCGGGCAGCGGGGCGGCCGACAGCAGCGUCUCGGACGAGGAGAAGGUGUGCGGCAGCAAGGAGGCGCCGGCCGGGGGGUCCGCGGCCAAUCAGGGACCGGCGGCGGGCGUGGCGGACCUGGUCCUAGCCAAUCAGCAGAUCAUGAGUCAGAUCCUGUCUGCCCUGGGUCAGUGUAAUAGCAGCGCCAUGGCUAUGAUCAUAGGUGCCAGCGGACUCCACCUCACCAAGCACGAGAACUUCCACGGCGGCCUGGACGCCAUCUCCGUCGGGGACGGCCUCUUCACCAUCCUCACCACCCUCAGCAAGAGGGCCACCUCCGUGCAAGUCAUGCUGCAGCCCAUCCUCACCUACAUGGCCUGCGGCUACAUGGGCAGACAGGGCUCUCUGUCGACCUGCCAGCUGUCUGAGCCGCUGCUCUGGUUCAUCCUCCGAGUGCUCGACACCAGCGAGGCGCUCAAGGCCUUCCACGACAUGGGUGGGGUGCAGCUGAUCUGUAACAACAUGGUGACCAGCACGAGGGCCAUCGUGAACACGGCCCGCAGCAUGGUGUCCACCAUCAUGAAGUUCCUGGACUCGGGGCCGGGCAAGGCGGCGGACGGCAGCCUCAAGGCCCGCGUGCUGGCCUCCGAGCCGGACAACGCAGAGGGGCUCCACAACUUUGCUCCUUUAGGCACCAUCACCUCCAGCAGCCCCACCGCCCAGCCCGCCGAGGUCCUGCUCCAGGCCACGCCCCCUCACCGCCGCGCCCGCUCGGCCGCCUGGUCCUACAUCUUCCUGCCCGAGGAGGCGUGGUGCGACCUCACCAUCCACCUGCCCGCCGCCGUGCUGCUGAAGGAGCUCCACAUCCAGCCCCACCUGGCCUCGCUCGCCACCUGCCCGUCCUCCGUGUCGGUGGAGAUCAGUGCCGACGGGGUGAACAUGCUGCCCCUCUCCACGCCGGUCAUCACCAGCGGCCUCACCUACAUCAAGAUCCAGCUGGUGAAGGCGGAGGUGGCGUCGGCCGUCUGCCUGCGCCUGCACCGCCCCCGGGACGCCAGCACCCUGGGCCUGUCCCAGAUCAAGCUGCUGGGCCUCACCGCCUUCGGGAACACCUCCUCGGCCACGGUCAACAACCCCUUCCUGCCCUCCGAGGACCAGGUCUCCAAAACCAGUAUCGGCUGGCUCCGCCUCCUCCACCACUGCCUGACCCACGUCAGCGACCUGGAGGCCACGAUGGCCAGCGCGGCCGCGCCCACCGCCAACCUGCUGCAGACGUGCGCCGCCCUGCUCAUGUCGCCCUACUGCGGCAUGCACUCGCCCAACAUCGAGGCCGUGCUGGUGAAGAUCGGCCUGCAGUCCACGCGCAUCGGCCUCAAGCUCAUCGACAUCCUGCUGAGGAACUGCGCCGCCUCCGGCACCGACCCCACCAACCUGAACAGCCCUCUGCUGUUUGGAAGACUCAACGGCCUCUCCUCAGACUCCACCAUCGACAUUCUCUACCAGCUGGGAACCACACAGGACCCCGGGACCAAGGACAGGAUCCAAGCCCUCCUCCAGUGGGUCCACGACUCGUCCAGAGUCGCGGCCCACAAGAGAUGCAGCCCCGUGGGCUACAUGGGCCCAAGCUCCUCCUCCUCCUCCUCGUCGCGGGAGUACGGCCUCCUCAUGCCCUCCCCCUCCCACCUCCACUGCGUGGCGGCCAUCUUGUGGCACAGCUACGAGCUGCCGGUGGACUACGACCUCCCGGUGCUGCUGAACAGGGAGCUCUUUGAACUGCUGUACAACUGGUCCAUGUCGCUGCCCUGCACCAUGGUGUUGAAGAAGGCCGUGGACAGCCUGCUGUGCUCCAUGUGUCACAUCCACCCGGGGUACUUCUCCCUGCUCAUGUCCUGGAUGGGCAUCGUGGCGGCGCCCGCCGCCGCCCACUCCCAGGCCCAGCACCACCGCCUGUCCAUGACCGACGACGGCAAGAAGCAGCACGACCUCAGCGCCACCGCCUCGGCCGCCGCCACGGCCGCCGGCCUCACCGACGACUCCAAGCACGCGCGGCCGCCCGUCAGCCUGUCCGAGUCGCAGCUGGCCACGCUGGCCGCCGCCUCGCAGUCGCCGGGGGCCAUCGAGCAGCUCCUGGACUCUGGGCUGCCGUCGCUGCUGGUGCGCAGCCUGGCCGGGCUCUGCUGCGGCCUCCUGGCCAGCGCCGACCUGCCCCUGCCCGCCGCCGCCUCCGCCCAGGCCGAGCGGAGACACCACCACCAUCACCACCACCAGCACCUCCAUCACCCCCACUCCUCCUCCUCCUCGCAAGCGAGAGCGCCCCUGUCCGCCGAGCUAGCGGCGCCCGUGUUGCGCUUCUUGACCGAGGUGGGGAACAGCCACGCCAUGAAGGACUGGCUGGGGGGCCCCGAGGUGAACCCCCUGUGGACGGCGCUGCUGUUCCUCCUGUGCCACUCCAGCGCCAGCGCGGGCGGCACCGCCACCCACGGCCACGCCUCCGCCUCCGGGGGAGGGGCCCAGGCGGCGGGCCCCAGCGGAGCGUGCUGCGCCCCGCCCCCGGCCCCGCCGCAGCCCUCGGGCUCGCGCUACUCGCUGGCGUCGUCCAUGCGCAGCGGGGGGCUGACCACGCAGCAGAGGACGGCGCUGGAGAACGCCACGGUGGCCUUCUUCCUGCAGUGCAUCUCCUGCCACCCCAACAACCAGAGACUUAUGGCCCAGGUGCUGUGUGAGCUCUUCCAGUCGGCCCCCCAGCGAGGCAACGUGCCCGUCUCCGGCAACAUCUCGGGCUUCAUCCGCAGGCUCUUCCUGCAGCUCAUGCUGGAGGACGAGAAGGUCACCGUCUUCCUGCAGUCCCCGUGUCCGUUGUACAAAGGACGCAUCAACGCCACGAGUCACGUGAUCCAGCACCCCAUGUACGGAGCGGGACACAAAUACCGCACCCUCCACCUGCCCAUCUCCACCACGCUGGCCGAGGUCCUGGACCGGGUGUCAGACACCCCCAGCAUCACAGCCAAGUUGAUCAACGAGCAGAAGGAGGACAAGGAGAAAAAGAACCACGAGGAGAAGGAGAAGAUGAAAGCCGACAGCGGCUUCCAGGACAACUACAGUGUCGUCGUGGCCUCAGGUUUGAAGUCCCAGUCCAAGAGAGCGCUGUCCACCCCUCCCCGCCCCCCCUCCCGGAGGGGCCGCGUGAUGAGCGACAAGUUGACCGCCUCCUCAGGUGUGGACCCCUCUGCCAAAACCAUCAGUGUGCCUGUCUUCCACCUCUACCACAAGCUGCUCCCAGGUCAGCCGCUGCCGGCUGAGAUGACCCUGGCUCAGCUGCUCACCCUCCUGUACGACCGGCGGCUGCCCCAGGGCUACCGCUCCAUCGACCUGACCGUCAAGCUGGGCUCCAAGGUCAUCUCCGACCCCGGCCUCUCCAAGACGGACUCCUUCAAGAGGCUGCGCACAGAGAAAGUGGAACACUGUGAGAUGCUGAGCAGCUGCCCCGAGGAUGAGCCCAUGACCCCGGGUGACGAGUGCCUGGAUGCCGCCAUCGACGAGUCCCUGCUGGAGACCAACCCCAUCCAGUCGCCGCUGCAGGUGUUCGCUGGGAUGGGCGGCCUGGCCCUCAUCGCCGAGCGGCUGCCCAUGCUGUACCCCGACGUCAUCCAGCAGAAAAUUGAGUUAUUCAGGCAGUCUCCCAGAGCCACUGGUGGCUGGCACCAGGCUCCCCACAACGGCCACCAAGUGACCGCCCCCGUGGUUCCCUCGGCCACGCAGGAGAAGCCCAAGGACAGCGACCAGUUCGAGUGGGUCACCAUCGAGCAGUCGGGCGAGCUGGUGUACGAGGCGCCGGAGACCAUCGCCGCCGAGCCGCCGCCCAUCAGCAAGUCGUCCGUGCAGACCAUGUCGCCCAUCCCCGCCCACUCGCUGGCGGCGUUCGGCCUGUUCCUGCGCCUCCCGGGCUACGCCGAGGUGCUGCUCAAGGAGAGAAAGCACGCCCAGUGCCUCCUGCGCCUCGUGCUGGGGGUGACGGACGACGGCGAAGGCAGUCACAUCCUGCAGUCUCCGUCCGCCAACGUGCUGCCCACGCUGCCCUUCCACGUGCUGCGGGCGCUGUUCAGCACCACGCCCCUGACCACGGACGACGGCGUGCUGCUGCGCCGCAUGGCGCUGGAGAUCGGGGCCAUCCACCUGAUCCUGGCCUGUCUGUCGGCGCUCAGCCACCACGCGCCCCGCAUCCCCAACGCCAGCGGCAACUCUUCUGAGCCCCAGGUCUCCAGCGGGCACGGCGCGGGCACCAGUGAGGAGCAGCAGCUGUACUGGGCCAAGGGCACGGGCUUCGGGACGGGCUCCACGGCGUCGGGCUGGGACGUGGAGCAGGCCCUCACCAAGCAGCGGCUGGAGGAGGAGCACGUCACCUGCCUGUUACAGGUGCUGGCCAGCUACAUCAACCCAGCGGGCUGCGGGGGGGGCCACGGGGAGGCCCCUGCGGGGGAGAGCAGCAGCCCCAACAGCAACGCCCUGCCCUCGGUGCUCCAGGAGCUGCUCAGCCAGUCCUGCCUCAUCCCAGCCAUGUCCUCGUACCUACGCAACGACUCCGUUCUGGACAUGGCACGCCACGUGCCCCUGUACCGGGCCCUGCUGGAGCUGCUGAGGGCCACCUCCACCUCCACCGCCCUGGUGCCCCUGCUGCUGCCCCUGUCGGGAGACCCCGGGGCCCCGGACGAGGAGGAGGACGACGACGAGGAGCACGCCGAGGGCCAGAGCUCGGUGGGCAUGCUGCUGGCCAAGAUGAAGACCUGCGUGGACACCUACACCAACCGCCUCAGGUCGAAGAAAGACAAGAGUAAAGUGGUAAAGACGGACCCCUCGGACCCAGAGCCGGAGGGCCUGACCCUGCUGGUCCCAGACAUCCAGAGGACGGCGGAGAUCGUCUACGCCGCCACCACCAGCCUCCGGCAGGCCAACCAGGAGAGGAAGCUGGCCGAGUCGUCAAAGAAGGUGUCCACGCGGGCCAAGCCCUUGUCCAUCCUGCGCUCAGUGGAGGAAAAAUUUGUUGCCGCCAUGAAGAAGCUCCAGUUUGACACGUUCGAGAUGGUGUCGGAGGACGAGGACGGCAAGCUGGUGUUCAAGGUCAACUACCACUACAUGUCUCAGGUGAAGAACGCCAACGACGCCAACAGUGCGGCGCGCGCCCGCCGCCUGGCGCAGGAGUCCGUCACGCUGUCCACCUCGCUGCCGCUGUCCUCCUCCUCCAGCGUGUUCGUCCGCUGCGACGAGGAGCGCCUCGACAUCAUGAAGGUUCUCAUCACGGGCCCGGCAGACACGCCCUACGCCAACGGCUGCUUUGAGUUUGACGUGUACUUCCCCCAGGACUACCCCAACUCCCCCCCCCUGGUCAACCUGGAGACCACCGGGGGCCACAGCGUGCGCUUCAACCCCAACCUCUACAACGACGGCAAGGUGUGUUUAAGCAUCCUCAACACCUGGCACGGGAGACCCGAGGAGAAGUGGAACCCACAUACCUCUAGCUUCUUACAGGUGCUGGUGUCGGUCCAGUCCUUGAUCCUCGUGGCGGAGCCCUACUUCAACGAGCCGGGCUACGAGCGCUCGCGCGGCACCCCCAGCGGCACGCAGAGUUCCCGCGAGUACGACGGCAACAUCCGGCAGGCUUCGGUCAAGUGGGCCAUGCUGGAGCAGAUGCGCAACCCCUCGCCCUGCUUCAAAGAGGUGAUCCACAAGCACUUCUACCUGAAGCGGGCGGAGAUCAUGGGGCAGUGUGAGGAGUGGAUCGCCGACAUCCAGCAGUACAGCACCGACAAGAGAGUGGGCCGCACCAUGUCCCACCACGCUGCAGCUCUCAAGCGUCACACGGCCCAGCUCCGAGAGGAGCUCCUCAAGCUGCCCUGCCCAGAGGGCCUGGAGCCCGACGCCGAGGAAUUCUCAGAGAAGACCACCGCCCUCAUGGUCAAGGAGCAGCCCAAUCAGGAUGCGGAGAAGCCAAGCGGCAGCCAGGAAGGCCACUGCAGCGAGGGCCAGCUAUGAGCCCCGCCCCCCCCUCAGCACCUGUCCCGCCCCUUUUAGCAGUGGCCACUCCUCCUCACGACUAUUACUAUUGUUAUUGAAUAGACUUGACGGCUUUGAAGCACAAGCCACCAUUUUGUCAAUAUUUGUAUGUAAGAAUCUAAUUAUGUAAUAGCUGAAAAAGAGAGGACCGGGGAAAUGCGACAAUAUGAAACCGCUUACAAAACGACAAAAAUAAGACAAAAACUCAGAACUAUGCUAUGCCCUUAAGGAAACAGUCAACAAAAACGAAAUUAUCUUUUAUUUACCUGUAAAAGAGUGUAAACUUUUGUGCUUUUUUCCAAUUGUGAAAUAACCACUGAUUGGUAUGUUAUUAAACUUGUUUAUGUAUACAUAAUGACAGAGCAAAUCACAGAAUAUAUAAGGGAACUACCUUUAGAGAAGAAUGUUUACUGAAUGUUAAUUUCCUUUCCUUUUUUUUCUUUUUUUUUUUUUUUUCUUUUUUGGACUGUUAGCGCAAGGACAGUUGUAACCAAGAAUAUAUUGGUCAUUCUUUAAGAAUACUAUUUAAAAUCCGAGAAAUAAGGACACACACACGUACACUUUCCUGAAUUUGAGAAAUAUUCUGGUUUCCCAUUGACAUCGCUUAUUUGAUUUCUACAGGAAACUGUAAACUUCAAUAAAGGCUGAAAUGGACAUUCUUAACUGCUAUGAUGUUAUCCCUUUUACAGGUUGUUCUGAAAUGCUAUGAACAUGUUUUUUUUCUGCCUCACUAAUUCUGAAUGCAAGUUUAAUAAAUGCAACCUGUUUUACUUUG
Osmerus eperlanus (European smelt) is the source of this 16074-nucleotide messenger RNA. It is a transcript of the gene birc6, whose product is annotated as baculoviral IAP repeat containing 6. Gene Ontology annotation, molecular function: ubiquitin-protein transferase activity. The record is from RefSeq and is a predicted model, not a curated record. NCBI's taxonomy places the organism in Eukaryota, Metazoa, Chordata, Actinopteri, Osmeriformes, Osmeridae. Gene Ontology annotation, biological process: regulation of cytokinesis; apoptotic process.